Molecule: messenger RNA, 3108 nt
Organism: Neltuma alba
Lineage: Eukaryota; Viridiplantae; Streptophyta; Magnoliopsida; Fabales; Fabaceae
Product: pentatricopeptide repeat-containing protein At2g15630, mitochondrial
Exons: 6
Coding region: 904-2826 (640 amino acids)
Molecular function (GO): protein binding; mRNA binding
Source: RefSeq, a predicted model, not a curated record
CCAUUAUGGCAGAGGAGGAAUGCCAGACCCUAAAUUUUAAGGAUUUUCAAGAGAUCCUCAUUGCCGUUGUGCGCGCGCGCGCGCGCUGGAGUAAUACUCCGUCAUCGUCCUCCUUGCUGCUCCGUCGUUCAUCUUUCUCAACCAAGCUUCUUCGUCCCCUAUUUUGAGAGUCGGUGUUAUGUUGGUGUGGGUGCAGAGUUCGGCCCUUCUCUUUCCUUGUCUGGGGCAUCGAUUGUGUGUGUUGUUGGGUUAAACAUCUUCCCCUUCCUCUGUUUCAACUAUGCGUGAGAGUAGAGAAGAAAAUUGAACUCUAAACAAGCUAAAAUCAAGGUUCAAGAAGCUUACUUUAGAUAACAUAGAGCAUACUAUGCACGUUCAGCUUGUUGAUGAAGGGCUAUUGAAGCUUAAACAUUUGCUGUGACUACUCACGAUGGAAUGCUUGAGGAACACGGGUUUUCUCAUAUUUCAUGCCGACUACGUAAUUUUUGGGGCGUGAGACUUGGGCAUUCUUCUUCAUCCAGCUAUGGAGAGCAGGUCAAAAAAACUCGAUAUCAGAUCACCAUAAGACAGUAAAACACUGCAUAAUUAGUUGACUGGAAAAGAUGGUGGUUCAACGUUCCUAAGAUUUGUAAUUGGCAGGCUUUUGUGGUGACGUUAUUGGACAUAAGCUUGAAUCUUUGAAUGUGUUGCUUAGAGUCUAUUGUGAGACUGUGUCUUGGGGAAAUUUGCAUGAAUUUGUGAGUAGGAAAACGUAUGCAAGAUUAGAAGCUGACCUAAAAAGAAAGGACGCUCAGGGGAACCAGACUCCUUCACCUCUGGCUGCUUUUUCUCCACCUCUGGCCACUUCUCACUGCAAUUCAUGCUACUGCAUCAAGUGACAUAAUUUUUUAUAUUCCUUUCACUAUGCAGCUUCUGAAAUUCUUCAAUCUCAAAUCUCUCAAACGCCACAAGUUUAAGACCCUUUUGUGCACAAACCAUCUUCUGCCCCAUGCUUAUUUUUCCACUACGCCUCGCUUAAAACCCCACUCUCAAUCCCAGGCAACUGUUUUCAAUAACCCAUCAACUCCUUCACCAAUCUCUGAAUCUCUACUUCUAGAUUCAAUCAAAUCUUCUCAUUGGCAUUUUAUCAAGCAGGUUGCUCCCAGUUUGACUCCUUCUGUCAUCUGUCCAAUUCUAACCCGCCUUUACCAGAAUCCUCAGCUUGUUCUUCAACUUUUAACCCAACUUCAAUCUCACUCCUUGGAUUUCAAAACUCAUUGCCUUGCAAUUGCUAUCAUUUCCCGCCUUUCAUCCCCAAAACCUGCUAUAGAAUGCUUGAGGAAAUUAAUUACCCGUGGUAUUGCCACCAACAGGAUGAUUUUUGAUGAGUUGGCUCUUCUCCAUAGCAAAUUCAAUAUGAAGAGUAGUAUUGUAUUUGAUUAUCUCGUGAUGGCAUAUUGUGAGUUGAAGAAAGCUAAUGAGGUAUUGGCGUGUUUCUACAUGAUGAAAGAAAAGGGGGUCUUGCCCAAAACUGAGACCUGUAAUAUGAUGUUAAGUCUGUUGUUGAAGCUAAAUAGAGCAGACAUGGCAUGGGUUUUGUAUGCAGAAAUGUUUAGAUUGAAGGUCAAAUCCAGUGUGCGUACUUAUAAUAUAAUGAUUAAUGUUUUGUGUAAAGAAGGGAAGUUGACAAAGGCAAAAGAAUUUAUUGGUUAUAUGGAGACUUUAAGGGUCAAGCCUAAUACUGUUACUUAUAAUACAGUUAUACAUGCAUAUUGCAUGAGAGGGAAGGUUGAUGUGGCUCGAGGCAUCUUCAAAGAUAUGAAAGAUAAAGGCAUUGAGCCUGAUGGAUAUACAUAUAAUGCUUUUAUUGCUGCGAUGUGUAAAGCAGGAAGGCUUGAGGAGGCAUCUGAGUUACUCAAGAGCAUGUUGGUCCCCGAUGCUGUAGCAUAUAAUGCAUUGAUUGAUGGAUACUGCAAUAAAGGAGAUCUAGAUAAAGCUAUUGCCUACAGGGAUGAGAUGGUUAGUAGAGGUAUAAAUGCAUCUUUGGUGACCUAUAAUUUAUUAAUUCAUGCACUAUUUAUGGAAGGAAGAAUGGAUGAAGCUAAUGAUGUGAUAAAAGAAAUGAGAGAAAAAGGCAUCCAUCCAGAUGCUGUUACGUAUAACAUAUUGAUUAAUGGGUACUGCAGAUGUGGGAAUGUGGAGAAAGCUUUCAACUGUUAUGAUGAAAUGAUAAAAGCAGGGAUUCAACCAACCCAGGUAACAUAUACAUCACUCAUUUUUGUUUUGGGUAAAAAGAACAGAAUGACAGAGGCAGACAACUUGUUUAAGACAAUGCAACAAAGAGGUCUAUGGCCAGAUUUAAUUAUGUUCAAUGCAUUAAUUGAUGGUCACUGUGCAAAUGGUAAUAUAGAACGUGCAUAUUCCGUGGUGGAAGAGAUGGAUAAGAUGAAGGUUCUUCCUGAUGAAGUUACUUAUAAUACCUUGAUGCAAGGAUACUGUAGGCAGGGGAAGGUGGAAGAAGCUCGCCAACUUCUUGACGAGAUGAAAAGAAGGGGAAUAAAGCCUGAUCAUAUCAGUUAUAAUACACUUAUUAGUGGUUACAGCAAAAGAGGUGAUAUGAAGGAUGCUUUUAAAGUUCGUGAUGAAAUGUUGAGUAAAGGAUUUAAUCCCACCCUCCUCACUUAUAAUGCUCUUAUUCAAGGCUUAUGCAAAAACCAAGAAGGAGUGCAUGCCGAAGAACUCCUCAAGGAAAUGGUGCGUAAUGGCAUCACUCCUGGUGACAGCACCUAUAUCUCUAUAAUGGAGGCCAUGGGGAAAUCUGAGGACUCGGGGAAUGGCGAUAGCUGAAUUUAUGCGUUGACCUGAAAUUGCAUUAAGAAGAUUUAUUUCUGUCGCUUUUGUGGAAGUUUCUAUCUUGGACUCACGCCUCUUGGCAUUCUUGUAUUUGCAGCCUGCAUCACCAUGCAAAUCAUGUUGUAGAUCAAUAACUUGAUAUGACUCUCUGCUCCUUUUCGGGGCUGUGAUUAGGAUUUACCUAUUGAUUCUGAAUUUUAUUUUAGGUCAGUUUUGAAACACACACUUUACAAAAGGUUUCAGAUGAUCUCAAAUCUGAUUUCUUCAUUGGCUUUC